CUGGCCACCAGCGACGACCGCGGCGUGCGACACCUGACCGACACCUUCACGGAGGAGCUCCGCAACGCGGGAAUCUACGGCAAUGAGCACGUCGUAACGUACGAGAACUCUCUGAACACGCUCUACGGAGCAAGCUGCAGGGCUCUCUACAUCCUGAGGCUGCUGGGCCACCCCAGAGUCUCCGUUCUAGGUGGGGGCUACGAAGGUUGGGUGCAGGACGGCCACCAUACCAGUUCUGAAAUCCAACAGACCGUGCGAGGAAGCUUCCAACCAAAAUGGACUCCUUCAAUGUGGAAGGGGAAAACGGACGUUGCAGAAGCUAUGGGAGAUCCGAACACAGUCCUCUUGGAUGUCAUUGUCUACUGUUUCAAGGGAGCACGAGCCUCAAACACUUACCUCGCUCUGAAAGACGCGGGUUUCGAGAAUGUCAGUAACUAUUUCGCAUCCUGGAACGAAUGGUCGAGAGACGACAAGCUUGAGAUUGACUCUAAACUACUCUAGGAGCAGUCAAAGACAUCAAGCCUACACUAAUGUAUUUAUUUUUCAUAAUUUCACUUGCGUUGGCACAAACACCUCAGAUUUUAUAAUUCACAGGAUGCAAAUUUGAGCC
Messenger RNA from Geodia barretti, 610 nucleotides. Lineage: Eukaryota; Metazoa; Porifera; Demospongiae; Tetractinellida; Geodiidae. The record is from the annotation of a GenBank genome assembly.